AGUUUAUCCAUAAACGAAUGUCUGCUAUUUGAGGCUGAUUUAUGGACAUUAAGUCCCCCUUGUCAGCCUUUUACACGCAUGGGCAAACAAAAGCAAGGAAUGGACACGAGAAGCUCGUCGCUUCGUACUAUUAUUGACUUAAUACGUCGCAUCAAACCACCAGCCAUUCUACUAGAAAAUGUUAAGGGAUUCGAAGGUUCAGAUGCCUGGCGUUCGCUCAUUGAAACACUUGUCUGUUGUGAUUAUGAUAUUAGGCAAUUUCUGCUGACGCCACUUCAAUUCGGGGUUCCGAAUUGUCGUUUACGUUACUACCUGGUUGCAAAGUUGCGCACUGAGCCUCAACGGUCUAUGUUCUCAUUCGGCCAAACUCCAAUUAAUUCAACGGAUGCGUCCACAGAAGCAGAUUCCAACAUUCUACGUUUUCCCAUCUUUGAUGUUCCUCUCCUGCCUAAUUGUCAAUGUAUCGUAUGUACAGAAAAAGCACGGUACGUUGGUCAUGAAAUAAGAAGUAUCGCCAUCAACAUGCUUCCAGCGAAUAUUACAUCAAUCGAGGACCACUAUGCGGCCUAUGUACCUCUUUGUCGGCCAAUUCAGGAGUUCUUGCUUCCUAAAACGGACGUUCCAGUAUGGUGUUUGAUUUUACAUCACUACUGCAUUCAGGAAUAUCUGUUUCUAAGUAAAUCCGACAAGGAGAGAUUCUACCGUAUCCUCGACAUUGUUUCUCCUGAAAGCCACAAAAGUGCGUGCUUCACAAAGGGAUAUGGACAAAGAUUUGAAGGGACCGGGUCUUUUCUCACUCUUACUAGGGUACCUCCCGCAGACACGGACGCCACAUUUCCCCCUACUCUUCGGGCGUUCCACUCAAAGGAGAUUGCGAACCUCAUGUGCUUUCCGGCUGAUUUCGAAUUCCCAGAAGAAGUGACAGAAAAGCAGCGCAAGCGUUUGCUUGGUAACAGUAUAAACGUCUUGGUUGUUGCUCACAUUCUUAACUGGGCCUUCUCGACUAACUAA
This is a messenger RNA of Mesocestoides corti, 1011 nucleotides long. The record is from the annotation of a GenBank genome assembly. Lineage: Eukaryota; Metazoa; Platyhelminthes; Cestoda; Cyclophyllidea; Mesocestoididae.